Molecule: messenger RNA, 4921 nt
Organism: Anopheles stephensi (Asian malaria mosquito)
Lineage: Eukaryota; Metazoa; Arthropoda; Insecta; Diptera; Culicidae
Gene: Ire1
Product: serine/threonine-protein kinase/endoribonuclease IRE1
Exons: 5
Coding region: 645-4151 (1168 amino acids)
Biological process (GO): IRE1-mediated unfolded protein response; protein phosphorylation; mRNA processing
Cellular component (GO): IRE1-TRAF2-ASK1 complex
Molecular function (GO): protein serine/threonine kinase activity; RNA endonuclease activity; ATP binding
Source: RefSeq, a predicted model, not a curated record
CAGCUCCAUCCAACGCAAAUAAGCAUAUGAUUGUGGCACGGCAAGUUGUACAAUUCUCCGGGAAGUACCCCACUGAAGACGCAGUAACUCUCCGGCCAUGGAUUACGCAUAAUCUGUUUCGCGAAAUAUACGUAGCGGUGCGUGCGAAUGUGUGAAAGUAUGAAUCGAAUACAAAGCAUUUUGUGUGCGGGAUGAUGCAAUGUGGCAACAGAACAACGGCACCGAGCAGCAGAGCCAGCCAACCAAAACAACCAAACGGAACCAAAUUCGCGAAAAUUCUAUUGUGCGUGUGUGAUGUUCAGGGGGUGAAGGAAAUGCCAGUGAGAACAUGGUGUGAAUAUGAUGAAUAAAUCCAUCAAACCAUCGCAACCGUAAUGACGCUCCAGCGUGUGAAACAUUUGACCGCGAUUUACAGACAUGCAGUGCGUCUUUCUUUAUGAUUUCGAUUCACUUUAUUUCCCACCUCCCUGUGUGAAUGUGUUCUGUUCUGUUGCAUUCGCUCUGCCAUCGGAAGAAAAAAGUGACCAUAAACAGUGCACUGUCCGAUGAAGGCCAUCCCUUCGCAUGCUGCGUUCAGCAAAAAAAUAUAUCUAGUUUACUAAAGUUUUAGAAACAUUUUCCUAGUGGUAAAUAAAAACUGCGCCAUGUAUGCGAAGGUGCAAAUGUUUUGGCUGCUGCUGCUGGCGACGGUGGCAGCACGCGGCGGAUUUGCUACCGACGGAAAAAUUGCGUCUCCUUCAUCGUUGUCUCAGCAGCAGGACUGCACAGCCGUUGCAAAAGAUGAAGAGACGAUGCUCGUGUUUUCCACGCUCGGCGGUGGAUUGACCGCAAUCGAUCCGCUGACCGGUGAAACGCGCUGGUCCAUCGCAGACGAACCGGCGAUCCGUGUGCCGACCCCGUCCGAUACGUCCGCCCACUAUCUGCCCGACCCGCGGGACGGCAGUCUGUAUCGCAUGAACGGUCUGGAGGGAGGUUUGAAAAAGCUUCCGUACACCAUACCCCAGCUGGUGGCCAGUGCACCGUGCCGCUCGAGCGAUGGCAUACUGUACUCCGGCAAGAAGAGUGACGUUUGGUUCUUGAUCGACCCGAAGACGGGUCAGCGGGAGAAAGUGCUCGGUUUUGGUGGAGCGCCACCAUCCGCGAAAGACGCCGGACCCGACUCGAUCGGUUGGGCAACGUCCAGGGCGGUGUAUUUGGGCCGCACACAAUAUACCGUCAUGAUGUACGACAGUCUCGCAACCGACCGGAACAGUAAACCGUGGAACGUAACGUUCUUCGACUAUUCGGCCCAUUCCAUGGCACCGGAGCUAACGAAAGAGUACGAGUUCCUCCACCUUACCAGUAGCUCGUCCGGACUGACGGCCACUUUCGAACAGAACAAAGGUACGCCCAUGUGGCAGAAGGAUCUUUCCAGCCCGGUCGUUGCCGUCUUUCUGCUCGGCUCGGAAGGAUUGCUCAGCGUUCCAUUCCAGACCGUAUCGGACGAGGUGCUGCAGGACAUAAACGAACGGGCCAAGAGCGGCAACUUUGACAACAUGAAGCUAUUUGAAACCGUUUACAUUGGUGAGGCUGGCAACAAUCUGUACGCGAUACCGUCGCUGGUGGACAAAAACACUGCCACACUACCCUCAGAACCGACGAUCAAUCUGUUGGGUGGACCGUUGAAAGGACGAUCCCCGCCGACGUUUGGUGGCGGUGGGCAGGCGGACGCUUCCGGCCGGGAGCUCAUCUCAAAGGCAUCCCGUAUCGGUGGCAAGAAUGAAAACAUCAUAAUACUGGGCCACUACCAAACACCCAAAACGGACGAUCGGUUGAAGCUGGACAUUGUACCGAGCGGUCCAUCGGCAUCGAUGGGGAAAGAUUUCUGGAAGCAUCAGGAGCUUUCCACCAUGCUCGUCGGUGGUCCUUCCGGCUUACCGAAGCUACCGAACGUGCCGAAAAACACUCACACAAUCGGCGUACAGACGGACGACGAGCCGGAUGAGCCGGCGCUUGCGUACGGAGAAACGAACGAAACGAGCUCAACCAAGCUGCAGGGUAGCACGGAUCUUAUUCGCGCACUGUUUGGGCGUUUGUAUGCGGACACGAAGCUGUGGCUGGAUGCGCAACCCAACAAGCUGCCAACGAUGCUAAUGAUCGCCCUGUUCGGACUGGUGAUCUUUGGCUUUUGGUACAUCCAUCUGCAGAUGAAAGCCCUGCAGGAGCAAAGUCAAGGAGGAUCGCAGACGAGCAAUUCGAACCGUAGCGGAUCGAACGGAAGUGGUGGCAGUGGUGGCGGUGGCAGUUACAGUGAACCGAUCGAUUUCGGCGAUGGAGAGAUGCGCGUGGGCAAGAUCAAUUUCAACACGCAGAACGUGCUCGGCAAGGGAUGCGAAGGUACGUUUGUGUUUCGUGGCACGUUCGAGAAGCGCGAGGUGGCCGUGAAGCGUAUUCUACCGGGAUGCUUCACAUUGGCCGAUCGAGAAGUUACCCUGCUGCGUGAGAGUGAUGCACACGAAAAUGUGGUGCGCUAUUUCUGCACCGAGCAGGAUCGUCAGUUCCGGUACAUCGCGGUCGAGCUGUGUGCAGCAACGCUGCAGGAUUACGUCGACGGUAAAGGCACAUCGGCCGUCGUUGCAGCGAACCGGGUGACGGUGGGUUUGCUGCGCACCAAGAUCUCUGCACUGGACAUUCUACGACAAGCGACCAGCGGCCUGAUGCAUCUACACUCGCUCAGCAUCGUCCAUCGGGACAUUAAACCGCAGAACAUUUUGCUCUCGCUGCCCGACAACAGGCAACGCGUACGGGCGAUGAUCUCGGACUUUGGGCUGUGCAAAAAGCUGAACUACGGGAAGGCGAGUUUCUCCCGCCGGUCCGGUGUGACCGGUACGGAUGGAUGGAUCGCACCGGAAAUGCAACGCGGCCAGCGUGCGACAACGUCGGUGGACAUCUUCUCGCUGGGCUGCGUGUUCUAUUACGUGCUGUCCGAUGGGUUCCAUCCGUUCGGGGACAAUCUCAAGCGGCAGGCAAACAUCCUCUCGAACGAGUACGAUCUCGGUAUGCUGCGAAGGGAAAGCUCGCAACCCGACUGUCGCACGAUCCUGGCGGAAGAGAUCGUCAGCGAUAUGAUACAGUGCGACCCGGGCAAACGGCCCACCGCCAAGACGAUCGCAAAUCAUCCGUUGUUUUGGAAGAAUGAGCGAAUACUUGCGUUCCUGCAGGAUGUGAGCGAUCGGGUGGAGAAGCUCGAGGUGAUGACCGAACCGUUACGGUCGUUGGAGAAAAAUGCACGGUUUGUGGUGCGGGACGAUUGGAGCCGGUAUCUGGAUGCGGAAAUUACGGCCGAUUUGAGAAAGUUCCGCGGCUACCAGGGAUACAGCGUGCGGGAUCUUUUGCGGGCGCUAAGGAAUAAGAAACAUCACUACCACGAACUGACGCCCUCCAUGCAACGAGCGCUCGGUACGAUUCCGCACCAAUUCACCCAAUACUGGAUCAGUCGCUUUCCACGCUUGCUUUCGCACAGCUAUCACGCACUAGCCGAUAGCUCGCGGGAACCCAUCUUUAGGCACUAUUACAAUGACGAUGAAGAUACGGAUACGCAGCACGCGAGCUCCGGUGGUUCGGUACCGUCCUCCCAGUCCAGUGGGUACAAAUUUACCAAACCACACUAUUUCAAUCAGGACGGUAAUGAUAAUUACGAACUAAUCCGGUACUACGAAACAGCACAAUUAAUGAAAAAUAGCACAAAAAGUCCAAAGCGUCGACCAGCGGCUGGUGGGUCGGAUGGACAGGAAGCAGCGACAUCGACCGCGGACCGUAAGCUCGGACCCGGCUCGGUACCAACCAAGCGGGGAACGUACAAUUUUGUUAAAUCCAAUGCUGGAGGUUUCAUAACGCGCCAGCAGAUGCGAGAAUCGUUUGAAUCGGCACAGGAUGCCACCAACAGCAGCGUCGCUAGUGGUGGCGCGUCGAAAGACGCGAUCAGUGGGGAAGGUAGUAGUGUUGCCGCUAAUCAGCGGAGAAGAUACACUCCCGGCGAUGAUGAUCCAGAUAAUCAGCCGCAGACAGUUAACCAAACUACUAACGUAAGACGGCGUGAGGUGCCAGCGAAGGUGACGUGGAAUUUAGAUGCAAUGGUAUCAUCACAGAAAGAGAGGACCAGCAAUGAGUGAGCAUUCCGUUUUUUUUAUUAUUUUUAUCAAAAAAGUUGCUUUAAUUUUUGUUAGAAUGCUUUACAUUUUCUAGCGCAUUGAACGGUGCAAUAUGAUCUUUUAUUUUAAAUUCGAUUUUCCUUACUGGCCUAAAGAGAGUGGCCUUGAUGGGAUUUGAUACCGGCUCGAUUUCGUUGUGGCAACUAAUCCCUAGAUUACUAAUCCAGAGUAAUAACUACACACUACUCUAUCGCACGUAACGCGAUAAGACCAGGUACAACGAUUAAUCUUCAUCCCUUUUUCAAGCACUCGCUCUUGACAAGUUUGAUCGCUUUUUGAUAUAAUUUACCGGUCCGUCCGACUGGACUCUGUGUGUUGAGCAAAUGCACCACCCCCGGGAGUAGGCUCCGGAAAGUCGAAUUAGGUUAGGUUAGGCCGAAAGACGAGAAAUCUUAAACAUACUUCAGAGAGAAAAAAAAACACCUUUUUACUACCUUAGUCUGUGAUAUCGUGUGUGGUAGCGUUUAAGGGUCGACAGGUUCUCACGGCAAGGUGAGAAGUAGCUUUGUGCAUAGUGAUAGUUUUUUUGUACUGAUAAUUAGGAAAGCAGCACGAUAACACUAAUUAGUAGGGCAAAAUAUACACACAUCAAAUCAGGUGUAAUCUUUGUGGCCAAUAAUAGCUAAAUUGUAAAUAGUGUGCGUGCGGGACCUAAAACUGCUGCACAACACACGGUUGGCAGCGGUUGGCCGUCGGGUAAGCUACAAUAAAGCGCAUUUACUGUGGGAUAA